This is a messenger RNA of Hyalella azteca, 2849 nucleotides long. Its product is annotated as pseudouridine-metabolizing bifunctional protein C1861.05. The record is from RefSeq and is a predicted model, not a curated record. The transcript has 15 exons. Bases 78 to 2582 code for a protein of 834 amino acids. Gene Ontology annotation, molecular function: pseudouridylate synthase activity; kinase activity. NCBI's taxonomy places the organism in Eukaryota, Metazoa, Arthropoda, Malacostraca, Amphipoda, Hyalellidae.
CUUACAACAGCAAUGAAACUGGAAGAAAUUAUAAGAGGAAAGGUGAAGCAAAUGGUUGCAUUCCAGCAACAAUUGGGAUGCUAAAAGGACAACUGACAGUGGGCCUUUCAUCUUCACAACUCCACAUGCUGGCUGACACUUGUACAAAGAAACAUAAAAUAAGCACAAGAGAUUUGGCAUUUGCUGCAACAAAGAAAGUGGAUGGCGGCACAACGGUAUCGACAACUUUACAUGCAUGCAGACUGGCAGGCAUCGAUGUCUUCGUUACCGGCGGCAUUGGUGGUGUUCACAAAGUACACUCCUCCGGAGCAACAACUUGGGACGUCUCGGCGGAUUUAAUCGAACUCGGGCAUUGCCAAGGUGUCGGAGUUGUAUGUUCCGGAAUUAAAAGCAUUCUUGAUGUUCCUGCAACUCUCGAAUAUCUGGAAACUCAAGGCGUGAGUGCGACAGUUUUGGAUCGCAGUUUAGAAGCUCAAUGCGACCCAGCGAAAGUCUUCUUUCCCGACUUCUUUACUCGCAACAGCGGUAUUGUGGCAACGUCUUUCAUAACCGAUCCGUCACAAGCAGCCGAAAUGAUACAUCAAGCAAAGAAACUGGCUCUAAGAUCUGGUUUAAUUUUUGCCGUGCCAAUUCCGGAGAGCGCAGAGCCAGCUGGAGCUGAAAUUAAGAUGGCUAUCGAAAAAGCUGUUUCGUUAGCGAGAAGGUCAUCAGUAACGGGGCGUGACGUCACUCCUUUUGUUUUGUCGGAAGUUCUGCGGAUGACAGAUGGCCGCAGCCUGGCCGCAAACUCCGCGCUCAUCCAGAACAACGCGGCCACGGGAGCUCACGUUGCCUCGGCGUUAGCAAAACUCAGAACAGAGAACCCAUCACGAUCGUCGUCAAGUUUUUAUUUGACUCGUGAAUUAGAAAAACAUCAAUUUUCAUCGGAUCCCCAGUCUGCAGAGAGUCCACAUUUGGAAGACACACGUCCUGCCAGUCCACCGCCUGAGGGCGACAAUACACUGAAGGAAGCUCAUAACACUGCCGAGGUGGUGGUGGUGGGUGGCAGCGUCCUAGACUUCGUCGCUACGGUCACGGAGCCUAAAAUUGAGCUGACGGGACGCACGCACAUGGGACGUCUGACGCAGAGCUGCGGUGGUGUCGCUCGUAACGUCGCCGAGGCGCUCACACGUCACGACGUACGCACGCUCUUCGUCUCGGCCGUCGGGACGGACGCUCACGCGCACGCUCUCGUCGCGGGGAGCCCGCCAGGGAUGAUGGGUGCGGGUGUGGUGCGUGUGGAGACGCUGCCAACAGCUUCCUACUGCACCAUCCUGGACUGUGGUGGUGAAGCUGUGAUGGGCGUUGGUGACAUGGACGUGCAUCGCUGCAUCACCACGCAAUGGGUCUCGAAGUUCCUGGACGCGGUGGAGGGUGCGCGGCUGGUGGUGUGCGACGGUAACACUCCUCAGGCGUCGCUAGACCUUCUGAUGGAGACCUGCAGCUCCAAGGGCGUGCCACUGUGGUUUGAGCCAACGGAUGUACUCAAAGCUCACAAGCCCUGGGCUGGGAACUUGAGACCAGACACAACGGCGGGCUAUUCACUAGCGACUACAGGCGCGGUACAAGCAGAAGCAGGCAACGGUAGGAGCGACGAAGACGAUCAAACAAUGCGAACACACGACGGUCGCGCCAGCAGAAAAGAACACGGAACGCCGGUCAGGCGCGGAGGAUUGAUGUUUGCAUCUCCAAACCUCAACGAGCUACGCAUCAUCUGCAACUUCCUCAAUCUAGGCGACGUGCCCCCCAUUCCAUCGGAAAACGUGGAUUUGCCGAACUUCCUGAGCCACAUCGUCGCCAUAACCGCUCCUCUCUUCACCUCGCACAAUACGAAGGCACUUCACAACCAUCAUGUCGGCGAUAAUGUGGCACCUCCAAACAAUGAACGUUGCAUCACAACUCAAGUUUCCUUCAGCUCUCAAACGUUGACAGAACGUGGAAAGGGAGUCGAAAAUUUGAAUGAACGUAAUCAGAGUCCUAAAAAUUCUGUAAAAAAUGGCGGAUCAUUUGAACAUAUCGGAGACAAAAAUGCAUCACCCGGCGGCUCAUUAUAUGGUUCACAAUUGAUUGAAAAUACCAGGACAGAGCAUGGAGAAGAUAUCGUAAUGGUAUCGCCAAAAUCGCGGCAAUCCGGAACUUUGACUCCGGCGAUGACUGCGCUCAUGGUGACGCUGGGGCAGCACGGCUUCUUGGUGGUCCGACGAGCUGUGACGGGCGAAGAGGACUCGCCACUGAUGCCAUCCUCAGCAGCGACGACGCGUGGUCAAGGUUCCGACGAAAGAGGAGAGGUCGUUGGGCUUCACUUCCCACCACCAGCCUGCGACUCCGUGGUGUCGGUGUCUGGGGCUGGCGACUGUCUGGCCAGCGGUUUCAUAGCAGGCAUGCUGCGUGGCGGGCUGGUGUCGGAAUGCGCGGCGGCGGCCACCAGAGCGGCGCUGCUGUCGCUGCAGGCCACCGCCGCCGUGCCACCAACACUCGGCGCGCCUCCAGCAGUCGUGGGGGCAGACAGACUGGCCUUCACGCUCGUUCCUCACCGGGACUGAGUCGGACAAUUCCUCAGUAGAAAUGUUUUCUGAAUUACUUACUUAAUGCACCAUAAGGGAUAUCAACUUACUUUUAGUCAAAUUCAUGCCUGUAUCUAACAUUUCAACAUAUGGUGUAAACGUGGGGAUUUUUAAAUUUACUUUAUUUUGUUAAUUUAGGGAAAUUUCAGAAUGAGCGCACUGAAAAUGAAUUCAGCCGUGCUUACGUCUCUCACAUUCAAUAAACAAUGCAGACCGUUCAAAAAUAAAAAAAAUUGAACACUGAAA